Molecule: messenger RNA, 5677 nt
Organism: Lepus europaeus (European hare)
Lineage: Eukaryota; Metazoa; Chordata; Mammalia; Lagomorpha; Leporidae
Gene: MCC
Product: MCC regulator of WNT signaling pathway
Exons: 19
Coding region: 1-3000 (999 amino acids)
Biological process (GO): negative regulation of canonical Wnt signaling pathway
Cellular component (GO): cytoplasm
Molecular function (GO): calcium ion binding
Source: RefSeq, a predicted model, not a curated record
AUGGCGGCGGCGGGCAGCGCGGGCAGCGCGGGCAGCGGCGGCGGCAGCGACACGUCCAGCACCGGCGAGGAGGAGCGCGCGCGGCUGCUGUUCCAGACGUGCGACGGCGACGGCGACGGCUACAUCAGCAGAAAUGACCUGCUGAUGGCCUGCCGCCAGCUGCAGAUGGAGGAGUCUGUGGCUGAGAUCAUGACCCAGCUGGGCGCCCAGGAGGGCGGGAAGAUCUCCUUUCAGGAUUUUGCACGGUGCCGCAGGCAGCUCGCUCGAGAAAUCAGGAGAGAGGAAGUCGACCUUUCUGUGAAAUCAGACAGCUCCUGUGGCGAGCAGCAGCUGAGGGAUCGCAUUGCUUCCUGGCCCACGGGCAGCAACCACAGCUUGGGUGCCUUCACCGUGGCCGGGGAGAGCUGGGAAUACGACUCUGGUGCCAGGGACCUGCAGAGCCUGGACUUGCAGAGUCAGUCUGCGCUCCAGAAGCUUCUGGAGUGGGGCGGAAACCCUGUGCCCCAACAGGCGGCCUUCCUCAGGCUGCCGGCGCAGGCCCCGCCCCUGCGCGGGAGCUGUGCAGAGCUGGCCAACACGCUCCACCUGGCAGCCCUGGCGUCCCUGAAGGGAGAUAUCGUGGAGCUCAAUAAACGUCUGCAGCAGACGGAGCGGGAACGGGACCUUCUGGAAAAGAAAUUGGCCAAGGCACAGUGUGAACAGUCCCACCUCAUGAGGGAGCAUGAGGUCGUCCAGGAGCGCACGACACUGCGGUAUGAGGAGCGCAUCACGGAGCUGCACAGCGUCAUUGCCGAGCUCAACAAGAAGAUCGACCGUCUGCAGGGCACCACCAUCAGGGAGGAGGAUGAGUACUCGGAAUUGCGAUCAGAACUCAGCCAGAGUCAACACGAGGUCAACGAGGACUCUCGGAGCAUGGACCAAGACCAGACCUCUGUCUCCAUCCCCGAAAACCAGUCCACCGUGGUCACCGCUGACGUGGACAAUUGCAGUGACCUGAACUCAGAGCUGCAGAGAGUGCUGACGGGGCUGGAGAACGUGGUGUGCGGCAGGAAGAAGAGCAGCUGCAGCCUGUCGGUGGCCGAGGUGGACAGGCACAUCGAGCAGCUGACCACGGCCAGCGAACACUGCGACCUGGCUAUUAAGACUGUCGAGGAGAUUGAGGGGGUGCUCGGCCGGGAGCUGUAUCCCAACCUGGCCGAGGAGCGGUGUCGAUGGGAGAAGGAGCUGGCUGGGUUGAGGGAAGAGAAUGAGAGCCUCACUGCCAUGCUGUGCAGCAAGGAGGAGGAGCUGAACCGGACCAAGGCCACCAUGAAUGCCGUCCGGGAGGAGCGGGACCGGCUCCGGAGGAGGGUUCGAGAGCUUCAAACUCGACUGCAGAGCGUGCAGGCCACUGGUCCCUCCAGCCCCGGCCGCCUCACUGCCCCCAGCCGCCCUGUGAACCCCAGCACCGGAGAGCUGAGCACCAGCAGCAGCAGCAAUGACGUUCCCAUUGCCAAGAUUGCUGAGAGGGUAAAGCUGUCAAAGACAAGGUCCGAGUCCUCCUCAUCUGACCGGCCGGUCCUGGGCUCAGAAAUCAGCAGCAUAGGGGUCUCCAGCAGUGUGGCUGAGCACCUGGCCCACUCGCUCCAAGACUGCUCCAACAUCCAAGAGAUUUUCCAGACACUCUACUCACAUGGCUCUGCCAUCUCUGAAAGCAAGAUUCGAGAGUUUGAGGUGGAAACAGAGCGGCUGAAUAGCCGCAUUGAACACCUCAAAUCCCAAAAUGACCUCCUGACAAUAACGCUGGAAGAAUGUAAAAGCAACGCUGAGAGGAUGAGUAUGCUGGUGGGAAAAUACGAGUCCAACGCCACAGCGCUGAGGCUGGCCCUGCAGUACAGUGAGCAGUGCAUCGAAGCUUAUGAGCUUCUCCUGGCGCUGGCCGAGAGUGAGCAGAGCCUGAUCCUGGGACAGUUCCGAGCGGCCGGUGUGGGCUCCUCCCCGGGAGACCAGUCAGGGGAUGAAAACAUUACUCAGAUGCUGAAGCGAGCCCACGACUGCCGGAAGACAGCCGAGAACGCCGCCAAGGCCCUGCUCAUGAAGCUGGAUGGCAGCUGUGGGGGAGCCUUCACUGUGGCUGGCUGCAGCGUGCAGCCCUGGGAGAGCUUGUCCUCCAACAGCCACACCAGCACAACCAGCUCCACGGCCAGCAGCUGCGACACAGAGUUCACCAAGGAGGACGAGCAGAGGCUGAAGGAUUACAUCCAGCAGCUCCGGAACGACCGGGCCGCGGUCAAGCUGACCAUGCUGGAGCUGGAGAGCAUCCACAUCGACCCGCUCAGCUACGAUGUGAAGCCGCGCGGGGACAGCCAGAGGCUGGACCUGGAGAACGCGGUGCUCAUGCAGGAGCUCAUGGCCAUGAAGGAGGAGAUGGCGGAACUCAAGGCCCAGCUCUACCUGCUGGAGAAGGAGAAGAAGGCCCUGGAGCUGAAGCUGAGCACGCGGGAGGCCCAGGAGCAGGCCUACCUGGUGCACAUCGAGCACCUCAAGUCCGAGGUGGAGGAGCAGAAAGAACAGCACACGCGGUCCCUCAGCUCCGGCGGCAGCAGUGGCGGCAGCAAGGAGAAGCCCCCCAAGGAGUGUGCCGAAGCUGCCUCCCCAGCUCUGACGACGUGCGGUGAGAGUGAGCUGGCUGCUGAGUUCACCAGCGCUAUCCGGCGGGAGAAGAAGCUGAAGGCCAGGGUGCAGGAGCUGGUGAGCGCCUUGGAGAGACUCACCAAGAGCAGCGAGAUCCGGCACCAGCAGUCCGCGGAGUUCGUCAACGACCUGAAGCGCGCCAACAGCAACCUGGUGGCGGCCUACGAGAAGGCGAAGAAGAAGCAUCAGAGCAAGCUCAAGAAGCUGGAGUCGCAGAUGAUGGCCAUGGUGGAGCGGCACGAGACGCAAGUGCGCAUGCUCAAGCAGCGCAUCGCCCUGCUGGAGGAGGAGCACUCGCGGCCGCACACCAACGAGACGUCCCUGUAGGGGCGCCCGGGGCGUCCUGCCCGCUCGCUGCCCGUGGGCCUCGGCGGGAGCCGGUGGGCUUCUCCGGGAUGCCCCCUCCCCAGUCCAUCCUUAGGGCGGGGCCGCCCUGGGCGUACUCCUGGGGGCUGGGAAGGAUGUCAGCUCCCACCGGCUCCUGGCGACAGCAAGAGGCUGUGCAGGACCCGACUCGCAGAUGGUUCGCAGUGCCGGGGAGGGAAGCAGGCCGGAGCUGGGAAGGACCCGUCCCUGGAGCCGUUCGGGGACGACCUUGUGUUUCUGGUCCAAGGCCCCUGGCUGCUGAGGCCAGGUGUCCUGUGAGAAGUGCGCUCCGGUGCCACCGUUAGCUGCAAACGAAGGCGUUUGCUGUGCCCACGCCACUGCAGGCAAGUCCGCGUGUCCACGUUCCCGGUGUCUCCUUGGGUGUUCUCUGACAACCAUCUCGUGCGUGUUAGGCUGGUUUCUUCCUGAGGACAGACACUGGGUGAAGUCACAUACACGCAUAUUACACGUACAUCGCAGCUGUGUCACGUCAGGGGUGGCCCCUGCAGGCCCCCUCCCUCUGUGGUUGAACAGGCUUCGUGUCCACCCGCAUCCUCCAGGCACAAUCAGAACCUGCUCCUCCCCCGCUGUUCACCCGGCCCCGGCCACGGUGUCACCCACCACAGGACAGGAAGGCGCCCCACGGCGGGGCAGGUCCUGUGUUCUCCAGAGCCAGCAGGCACCUGGCCGUGCCAUGCAGGAGCAGCUGCACAGCACUGACCAACCAGUGACUGUCGUCUCCUUUUUGUCUAGCCUGGCUCCACACCUGAAUUUUCCUCUAAGGCUGGGUUUACCUUACCAUCUCCACUGAGGACAAGCAGUUCCCUUGGUUUCUUCACUCACGAGGUCAUGAACCCUCAGGAUUUCAAACCUUUCCUCAUUCCCUUCUGUUUCUGCAGGCUUACCUCUUUGUAGGCCGUCACCCUGGUCAGCGGUCGGCCAGAGAGAAGGGACCCACUCCACGUUCUCCAGGGGCGUGCUUCCCACUGCUGAUGGAGGCAGGGGUCAGCCAGAGACCCUCAUCCCCCCACCCCCACCUCACAGCUUCCAGGCUGCCUUGGGAUCCAGGCAGUCCGAGUCCUGAGACUGAAUUGUGUGGCCAUCGCCCUGCCCCAGCAUGCACUGGCUGCGUCAGCCACGCGGCGGUUAGAUCGCUGACAGGCGCCAGUUCUGCUUGUUCCCCCAGCCCCUCCCGGGGGCCUCGGGGAGCUGGGCUCCUUGCCUCCAAAGGCAGUCCCAGAAGCGCCUGCGGGCUGUGUCUGAGGAACUGCUGGGGUGAGGGAAGCUCCCCACACUGUACACAGGUUAUGGGGGGGUGCCCCACAGUCGCCACGUUGGGACUGGACUGCCUCCGUCACAGUUGCCUGUUCUCUCCAAAGGGCUUUCCUGUGGCCCUGGGACCAUUCUUUUUAAUUCAGAGGUCUCAGGUUCGGGGCAUUGUGCUUGUACUUUAAGAUGCUGAGACCAUGGGCAAACACCCACUCCUGUUCAUCACCUCUGAGCGUGUCCCUUCCAUCAUAACGUUCUGAACCACUUACCAGUGCAGAGUUCCCGACCAGGGGAGGGCCCAACGGCUGACGCGCGUGCAGUGGACUUAGCGUGCAGCACGGGGGAGGGCCUAGUUUGCUUUUUUUUUUUUUCCUGCAGUAGAUGUUUGUCCUACAAACACUAAGAAACGAGGGAGUGGACUUUUCUGUUUAUCAAAUAGAACAGUACCAAGGUCCCACCGCUGGGGCCGGCCUUCUCGGCAGGACUUGGCACGACAGACAAAGUAGAUCUGCACUCCACAGACGCUCUUGAAGUUUAUCCCAGCUGCGCUGACGGAGGUCAGGCUGAAGUCAGCCCGGCACCCGUGGCCUCCCCGCUGCACACCCUCUCAGCUGCCAAAAACCCAAGGACGGGAACUAGAAGCGGUGCUAGUGUGAGCCCAGCACCAGCACGCGAGCAGCCGUGGCUGUCACGAUGUCACCGACAGGGCACACACCUGGGCAGGGCAGAGGUCUCGUGUGCAGGCUGGGAGUUCUGAGGAUAAACAUUCUGGCCCCACCGCAGCCGAGACUUGGCCUGCGCAGGACUGAAAACCCCUGCGGUCCCAGCAGCCACUGCCCCCCGUCCAUCCGAGCAGAGCGACAGACACAAACCUCCUCACACCUGCACAGCCGGCUGAGGAGUAACCCUUGCUCCUCUGUUCACUUGGCACUGUCUCCAGGUCAGACUACGGAAGGCCCUGCCUUUGGGCAGCCAGCGGGCGCUCAGCCUCUGCUUGAAGCCAGCGCAAAGCAGUGAAACACAUCCAUUCUGUUUCUGAUCUUAGACAUCUUGUCAGCAUUGCUUACUCUGCAUGACACCUCGGUUUCUUACUUUAAAACGCGCCACUUUCACACCACUUGAAUUAGGAAAUCCCGCGUGAACGUCCUGGCGGAGCACACGGGGCUAGGCCUGCACUUCAGAUGCAGAGGCUCUGAGAGUUGCUACUUAACGCUGUAUCAUACCUUGUAAUUUUUUAGAUUCAACUUGUAUGCUCCAAAUGUUUCCAGAUGCCUUUAGUUUUAGAUGCUGUAAAAUAGUUUUGUGUUAUUUGAUAUAGAAUCGUUUUCUUUAAAAAAAAAAAAAAAAACAACCUUCAUUUAUUUAUACA